CCAUUCCAAAAUCCAAACCCACCUGCCGACUGUUCCCUUCUUAUUUGACCUCCAAAUCCACGGCAUCUCCUCUUUUUCUCUGAAUUCAGGUUAAGACCAAAACCCCAUCAUUGCUUUGGGAUUUUCAGCUUUGAAAGCAUAAACACAUUGGACCAUCUUUCUGCUUCUGAAAUGGCUGGGCUAUUUGCAUAUAGCAGCCUUGCACCAAAGACUAAGAAUUUGGUCGUUGCUGGGGGUUUGACAGCAUUCGUCUUCGGUGUAUAUUUCUAUACUAUGAGAGCUGUUGGGGGUACAGAUGAGCUUCAGGUGGCAAUAGAUAAGUUUGAGGAGCAGAAAAAGCAAGAAGCCAAGUCAAGCAUGCGAUCAAAGGCUUGAUCUCAUUACUCUUUGUAGUCAAGAACAAGGUGAAGGUCAUUAUGUGACAAUCACAAAAUUGGUUGCUUGAAUCUGUGUUUUGAACUGAUUGUCUUUGUUGGUUUUUCAUUGUAUUUUAGCUGAUAAUAAUAAAAAUAACUUAUUACUACUUUUUUCUUGGA
This is a messenger RNA of Durio zibethinus, 536 nucleotides long. RefSeq names its product cytochrome oxidase assembly protein. Lineage: Eukaryota; Viridiplantae; Streptophyta; Magnoliopsida; Malvales; Malvaceae. The record is from RefSeq and is a predicted model, not a curated record.